AUGCGUGGCGGUUUUCGUAGAGGCCGAUUUGACAAGGUUCCACAGCCGGGGACGAUUGGUAGCUAUACAGAGGCUCUUUACCCACCUCGUGCAUAUCACUACUAUACUCAGCGAUCACUUGCUGCUACUCCUACGGGUCCAACAGUAAUUGUUCCUAGCAUUGAUGAUGGCGUUGGGGACUCUCGUGGAAGAGAGGUAUCCACCCAAGGCACCAGCCCGGUGAUGCACAAAAAGAGUAUUCCUCUGCUCCGCGAUUUUGUAGACUGUUUCAUUGAUGGAAAUCAAUAUGUGGGGGACACUCGUGCUUUUGCUGUUGUGGAUGCUGGAAGUGAGCCCCUCAACAUGCUACAUUACCCAUAUUUACUGUGCUCUAAUACUGUGGGGGACGGCAUAUCGCCAACUGCAGUGACCGGAAAUCAGUUUCAAAACGACACUGCAGGUUAUCCAAACUUGCGUUUGUGGGAGGAGGUGCUGGGUCUGCCAAACGAAUUAAGAAUCUACAGCGCACUUAAUGCUCGUGGCGAAAUGACAGGUUUCACUGGAGAUCGUCUUAGAAUUCGCCCUGUAAAGCGUAAACGUGUCGUGAAGCCAGUGCGACGAGGCGCCAAAGUGAUUGUUCUUGCUGCUUUGGGUGACGAUGGCGUUCCAGAAACUCGAAGAGUUAAACGAGGUGCCGGAGAUGAAGAUGCCCAAGAUGGCGGGGCAAAGGCGCAGCUUAAGCAGGAGGAUGAUGACGCCGAGGAAGAACGGGGUGGCGAUUUUGAUAAAGACGAUGAUGAGGCAUCACUUUCCUUCCAGGUUGACGACGAUGAUGAUGGGGGUGAUUUGGAUGGACCCGAAGGCAGCGGUGGUGAGGACGACUUCUUUUGA
Molecule: messenger RNA, 870 nt
Organism: Trypanosoma grayi
Lineage: Eukaryota; Euglenozoa; Kinetoplastea; Trypanosomatida; Trypanosomatidae
Exons: 1
Coding region: 1-870 (289 amino acids)
Source: RefSeq, a predicted model, not a curated record